UCCAUGAAUUGCGAGUCAUAAUCUUCAUUCGGAUUUGAUUUCUCGUUCUCUGUGAAAUUUCGAGUCAGUUUCAUCGCCAAUCAUUCCUGCUGCGAAUUUCUGCUAUUAAAAUGUUGCUUAUGCUAAAGGUGGAUGGGAGUUGGAUUGAUUGCCAUGUUUUCUGUAAUAAAAGAACUUGUGGUCUCAUAGUUCCGGAUGAGACAUUGUUUGAUUCUGAGCAUACAUGCUCACUGGAUGUGAGGCAAGGUCCCCACCGUCAAGCUACCACAUAAAUAAUUGCUGAACUCAUCAAACACUGGUAUGCUGAUGCAUCUAGGAAACCUUAUGCUCCAAAAGAUAUUAUUGUUGAUUUAAAUAGAGAUUAUGCUUUGGAUAUACCAUAUAAGAAAGUCUGGCUUGCAAACAAGAAAGCUCAAGAGAAGUUGAUGGGUUCGGAUGAGCAGUCAUAUCAAUUGUUACCCUCCAUUGCUUAUGUUCUUAAACGGAAACAUCUCGGUUCAUUGAUUUUGUUAGAUGUUGGUGUGCAUAAUCGAUUUAAGUCAUUCUUCAUGUCAUUGGAUGCUUGGAUUCAAGGCUGGAAACACUGUUUUCCAGCUCUUAUUAUUGAUGGGUCGUAUAUGAAAGCGUAUUACAAGGGUACAUUAUUAACUGCAUGUGCUCAAGACGCUAACAGCCAGAUCUUCCCUUUGGCGUUUGGUGUGGUUGAUACUGAGCGAAGAAAAACAUGGACUUGGUUUUUUAUGAAACUGAAGGAGUGUCUUGCGUAUAGGGAGGACUUAUAUAUUGUUUCAGAUCGUCACGAUGGUAUUAUACAUGAAGCAAAAGUGGUGUUUCCGCAUGCUGAACACGGCUAUUGUGCGUACCAUAUCUUAGGAAAUAUUAGAUCAAAGUUCAAGGGCUCUACUACAGGUCUUGCAUGGAAGUUUAAUCAGGUUGCUAGGGUUGCCACUCCUACUCAAUUUGAAGAGUAUAUGACUUUAUUAGAUGCAGAAGAUCCAUGUAUCCGUGAUUAUUUGGAUGAAAUAGGUGUAUAGAAAUGGGCUCGUUGUUUUUGUACUCGUUCUAGGUAUUCUUUGAUGACAUCUAACAACGCUGAGUCAAUGAAUUCAGUGGACCGUGUGCCCCGUGAGUAUCCUAUAGCAAAACUGGUAGUUUUUUUGCGUGGAAGGAUGCAAAAAUGGUUUUGUGAACGUCGUGAUGCGUCAUCAACUUGUAAAACAAUUCUUUCUGCCCAUUUUGAGUCUCAACUUCGUUCUUAUCAUGUCGAGGCAGCUCUUAUGACUGUG
Cuscuta epithymum is the source of this 1286-nucleotide messenger RNA. The record is from the annotation of a GenBank genome assembly. NCBI's taxonomy places the organism in Eukaryota, Viridiplantae, Streptophyta, Magnoliopsida, Solanales, Convolvulaceae.